CUCGGCAUGGUCGAGCGAGUAAAUGGGAUAGACAAUCGAAAAAUUUGGCAUGAUGAGAGAUGCGAUAAAAUCAUGGGUAGCGAUGGCAGCAUGUUUCCACCGCACAUAAUAGAGAACACGAGCGAAAUCCUUUACGUGUAUUCUCAGGAAUUGUGCAGGGGUCUACCCUUUCAUUAUACCGAACAAGUGACCACCUUUGGCAUACCUUCUCUAAGGUAUAAAUUCACACCGGACGCGUUCAACUAUUCGGACACGCAAAACAAAUGCUUUUGCCCGAAAGUGAACGGCUUAAGAGUCUGCCCACCCACGGGACUCUUCAAUCUUUCCGCAUGCAAUUAUGGUGUACCCUUGCUCUCGUCGUUUCCACAUUUUUAUGGCGGUGACAAAUCUUUACUGGAGCAGAUAGACGGCUUGAAUCCUCGACAGGAAGAUCACGAGAGCUACGUAGAUUUACAUCCGGUAUGUCUGGACGCUCUAUCCCUUAAGUAUUAUUAUGUAAAUAGCUAUUUGAUUGUCGUUGAUAUUUAAAAAUAUCAAAAGUAUU
Formica exsecta is the source of this 544-nucleotide messenger RNA. RefSeq names its product lysosome membrane protein 2-like. Gene Ontology annotation, cellular component: cytoplasm; membrane. The coding region runs from base 7 to 528 and encodes 173 amino acids. The transcript has 2 exons. The record is from RefSeq and is a predicted model, not a curated record. Lineage: Eukaryota; Metazoa; Arthropoda; Insecta; Hymenoptera; Formicidae. Gene Ontology annotation, molecular function: scavenger receptor activity.